Molecule: messenger RNA, 498 nt
Organism: Danaus chrysippus (African queen)
Lineage: Eukaryota; Metazoa; Arthropoda; Insecta; Lepidoptera; Nymphalidae
Source: the annotation of a GenBank genome assembly
CUGUUUGGCAAAUCCUAUUUGAAAGUACAAACAGGAGAAAUUGCAGCCAACGGGUUCAAAGUCACUGGAUUGUGGCCUUUAAAUAAAAAUGUCUUCAGUGAUAUGGACUUCAUUGGUGCGCAACAAAAAGCUGUAAUAGACUGUUGUACAACCAAUAUCCCUCCGCUAGAGUCAAGAUCUAAAACUGGUCAAGUUCUGGUAGAAAUACCUGCACCACAAACAGCUGAUAAUUUACAACCUGAACCUGCACUUUCGACUUCUGGGCUUCAUCGCAACAGUUUGGGUCUGGUGUCUCCGCAAGCCUUAAGUGCAGUGACAGAGAAACGAAGAAAAGUAUCUAGCAGAGGAAGAAAAGCUGCUGUAGCAGCAGUCAUAACAUCUUCUCCCUACAAAAAUGAUUUAGAAAAUAAAAAUACGCUUAGAAAAAGGAAAUACGAAUGUGAUUGUGCCUCAUUGAUUAACGAAUUUCGGAAGGAGAUGAUGUCUUUUUUUUCAUGA